This is a messenger RNA of Myotis lucifugus (little brown bat), 1603 nucleotides long. RefSeq names its product kynurenine 3-monooxygenase (gene KMO). NCBI's taxonomy places the organism in Eukaryota, Metazoa, Chordata, Mammalia, Chiroptera, Vespertilionidae. Bases 1 to 1434 code for a protein of 477 amino acids. Gene Ontology annotation, cellular component: mitochondrial outer membrane. The transcript has 15 exons. Gene Ontology annotation, molecular function: FAD binding; NAD(P)H oxidase H2O2-forming activity; kynurenine 3-monooxygenase activity. The record is from RefSeq and is a predicted model, not a curated record. Gene Ontology annotation, biological process: L-tryptophan catabolic process; NAD+ metabolic process; quinolinate biosynthetic process.
AUGGAUUCCUCAGACUCUCAGAGGAAAAAAGUAGCUGUCAUUGGUGGUGGUCUGGUUGGAUCGUUAAAUGCAUGCUUCCUUGCAAAGAGGAAUUUCCAAGUUGAUGUGUACGAAGCUAGGGAAGAUAUCCGAGUGGCUCAACUGGCACGUGGAAGAAGCAUUAACUUGGCCCUUUCUCACAGAGGACGACAAGCCUUGAAAGCCAUUGGCCUGGAAGACCAGAUUGUAUCUCAAGGAAUUCCCAUGAGAGCAAGAAUGAUUCACUCUUUUUCAGGAAAAAAGUCUGCAAUUCCCUAUGGGACAAAGUCACAGUAUAUUCUUUCUAUAAGCAGAACAAAUCUAAACAAGGAUCUGUUAACUGCGGUGGAGAAAUACCCCAACACCAAGGUGUACUUUGGCCACCGGCUGUUAACAUGCAACCUGGAGGAAGGAACCAUCACCGUCCUUGGAUCUGACCAAGUUCCCAAAGAUGUCACCUAUGACCUCAUUGUAGGCUGUGAUGGAGCCUAUUCAACGGUCAGAGGUCACCUCAUGAAGAAACCCCGCUUCGAUUACAGUCAGCAGUACAUUCCUCAUGGGUACAUGGAACUGACCAUCCCACCUAGGAAUGGGGAUUUUGCCAUGGAACCGAAUUAUCUGCACAUCUGGCCUCGAAACACCUUCAUGAUGAUUGCCCUUCCUAACAAGAACAAAACUUUCACCUGCACUCUGUUCAUGCCCUUCGAAGAGUUCGAGAAACUUCCCACCAGCAGAGACGUGCUGGAUUUCUUCCACAAGUACUUCCCGGACGCCGUCCCUCUGAUGGGAGAGCAAGCCCUGACACGGGACUUCUUCCUGCUGCCCGCCCAGCCCAUGAUCUCGGUGAAGUGCUCCCCUUUUCACUUUAAGUCACGCUGUGUGCUGAUGGGAGACGCAGCUCACGCCAUUGUGCCCUUUUUUGGGCAAGGAAUGAACGCAGGGUUUGAAGACUGCCUGGUAUUUGAUGAGUUAAUGGAGAAGUUCAAUAAUGACCUCAGUAUGUGUCUUCCUGAAUUCUCAAGAUUUAGAAUUCCAGAUGACCAUGCGGUUUCAGACCUGUCCAUGUACAAUUACGUGGAGAUGCGAGCACAUGUCAACUCAAGAUGGUUCAUCUUCCAUAAGAACGUGGAGCGAUUUCUUCAUGCGAUCAUGCCAUCAACCUUCAUCCCCCUCUACACCAUGGUCACAUUUUCCAGAAUAAGGUACCAUGAGGCGAUGCUGCGCUGGCGUUGGCAAAAAAAGGUGAUAAACAAAGGGUUCUUUCUCUUCGGAACACUGAUAGCCAUCGGCAGUACCUACUUCCUUAUACGCUCCAUGGCCCCGAGGCCCCUGGACUACUUGAGAAGACCAUGGGACUGGGUCACUAACCUCCAGAACACAGGACACGUUUCCCUGAAAACUCCCUGGAGCUACUAGAACAAAUCUCCACUGUCAUCAGCAGGUGACAGAAAGGUCCUGAAGUAGCAAAUACACUUGAUUUCUCUGUAACCAAAUCUCAGGAUCAAAGCCAUGGCACCCAUCAUCAUAUUUAAGUCCCUCAUGGAAGAUGUUUGUCGGCUUAGAAUUAAAUCCAAUGUGGAAUUUC